ACCUACAGUUAAAGUGUAAAUCUGCACUGUCAAACCAACGAGGGAUUGGAUCAAGUGGUAAGCGGCUUGUUUCAGUUUAAGCAAGGUUUCGAGUUCAAGACAUUGUGAAUGCAGCAACUCUCGCUGGGAGACUCACCCACCAUUUUCAGGUGCGCGACGCGGGUCGGGUUCGAAUUAGUCGAGAGGCCUCUUCCUUCUGCUAAGAUCCCGUGAAUCUCAGCCACUCCAUUUAUCUCAGUCUCCCAGUCUCAGUCCCAGUGAAAACCGUCCUCAUUCUCACAUUUUUGGUUGUUGAUUUUUCUAAGAUGUAAGUCAUGAUGAGCAAGAUAGAGCCAGGGAUUGGUCGCAACUUGCCAGUCUUAUAUAGGCAAAUCACAUUUCUCUCUUACUAUGGAUUAUUCUCAAAUCUUAGAUCUGCUACAUAACUUCAUGUAUUUGUAGACUUUUAGCAUGCUUUUGAUAUUUUC
This is a messenger RNA of Rubroshorea leprosula, 467 nucleotides long. The record is from the annotation of a GenBank genome assembly. Lineage: Eukaryota; Viridiplantae; Streptophyta; Magnoliopsida; Malvales; Dipterocarpaceae.